CAACUGACACCGGUGCUGAGUGGCCCAUUGAGCCCAGUCUGUUAAUAGGAGUAUCGCCACGGCGGACAGUAGCGGAAGGCUUUUGGCUCGGAUAUUUUUGAAUUUUCUGGCUUUAUAAAAACAGACACAAACUCCGGGAUGCCUUCAAAUGUUCAAGGUGGGAAAGCCUUUGGGCUGCUAAAGGAGCAGCAAAGGCAAAAACUGGAAGAAAUAAACAAGGAAUACAUGGAAGACCAGAAAUACAGGGAUGAAGAUGACCUGCCUGAAAAAUUGGAAGGUUUCAAAAAUAAAUACGCAGAGUUUGACCUGAACGACCAAGGCGAGAUUGAUCUGAUGGGUCUGAAGCGGAUGAUGGAGAAGCUGGGGGUGCCCAAGACCCACUUGGAGUUGAAAAAAAUGAUUGUCGAAGUCACAGGCGGCAGCAGCAGCAACACCAUCAACUACAGGGACUUUGUCAAGAUGAUGCUGGGAAAGCGCUCGGCUGUGCUGAAACUGGUUCUUAUUUUUGAAGACAAAGCCAAUGGCUCCCCCUGCAAGCCAGAAGGACCUCCUCCAAAGCGGGACAUCGCUAGCCUGCCUUAAGUGUAGAUGUCAGCCUCCAGACUGCUAGUAGAGCAGAGGGACCAUCAGUGGUUGCGUGGAAUAACGUGGAGUGUCGUAAUAAUGUGGGACCCGUGAUCGAGGAUGUUAUUUUGUGAAUAUGUACGAUGUGUGCAAGGUUUCUGUUAUUUGGAAGACUGAGCCCAACACUCACUAAAUGAUGUUUGACUGUGAAUAUUAUUAUUCAUCAUUUUAUUUCCUUAAUUAAGAUGUAGCAGUGGUAGAUGUACACGUAAUCCCCUCGAUAAAUUCAAAUUUUGUAGUAGGUAUUUCGUGGUUAUAUUUUAAGGGAAGACUCCAAACUCUCCACUAAGUUGCUUUUCCUUCUGUGUUUGUUUCCGUUUUUGAGACGCAUUCAGUUCAACAGCGUAAGAGUAGGACUUUUUUGGAGAAGCACAAGGAAAAGAAGCAGUUUUUUCCGACACAUUUUUGCACUGUCCUCAGCAUGGAUUCCUGCCAGGCUUAUCUUAGUCAACGUCUCGCUUUAGAUCAGGUGCCAGAGAUUACAGGGCCAGCUCAUUUCCUCUGGGACAUCAGCCCCUUGAAGCUGAAACGCUGAUCUGGAAUCAGUAAGCUAAGUUAUCAGGAGCCACCUCAUGAUGUGAUAACUUUAUCUGGAGAUGAGUGUACUGCUUUGCGUUUUGAAUAUCCACUCACACGUAGUUAAGAGAAGUGUAAGAGAUCAUCUUGACCGCGGGACUUUCAGUGUCAGUACGUGGCUUGAAGCACAGCGCAUUUGGGUCGGUUUCAGAUCUGUGAGGUUACGCAUCUGUUCAUUUUGGAAGGAGUGUGAUUUACAGGCACACAAGCAGAACAAAUGUACAUAUUUUACUCCACACAGUACAAUCAUAUUCUUUCCAAGUGCCUCAACGUACAGAUACUGUAGACGCUGUAGAGUUAAACACGCAGUUUGGAGAAGAGAGUGCACAAAAGUGUUAAGCAGUGUAAGCAGUCCUCUCAGCUUAUUAACUCCAGAAAACCAUGAAAUAACAUUUGUUGGUAUUUAAGAUGGUUUUAAUGAUGUUUGUUGAAUUGCAUUGAUUACUUUUUGUUAUUGGUUUCCACAGAAUCCCGAGUGAGUGAAAUUCACGAGUAGUAUUUUUUAAAAUGUGUCGUGUGUUUUAUCCCCUUUUUCUAACCAUUGUUUUAUACGUCACUGCAAGCAUUUAAUCUGUUUGUUGGGUGAUUUAUGUUGGAUUUAUCUUUCUCCCACAUAUUGUUUCAUCAACCAGCCAUUCAUGUUUCUUUCACUGUCAGUAAUUUGUGCCUCUUUUUCUCCUGUGUAAAUUUUCCUAUAACUCACUAUUUAAUGUCAAAUUGGUACUUCUACACCUAACAUGUUUUAUUCAGUCAUGUUACUUUGUUUUCAGUCUUGUAGGAAUCUUGCGUAUUUUAGUGUUAAGAUGCACAUUGUUUGCAGACACCAAAGGAAUUAAAAUUCUUCUCACACUGGCCUGCUAUGUUUUGAAUUGUUCAGAGGUAGAAGAGAUCCUGCAUGAACAAGUGGCAUUUUGAGUUUGGGUGAAAAAUGACAGGUUUAACAAUGUGAAUAUGAUGUUUGGUGCAGUAAUAUUUACUGUAUGUGUUCCUUUAGACAUUAUAAUGCAAGCUGACCCACCCUCACUUUACAAAGAGCUCCACAGUCAUAAAGAUUAGCUUGGGAAGUUUACAAUUGAGAGUCCUCGUGUUGUAAAAGAUCACGUUGCGACACGUCUUUGGCUGUCUGUGCAGAUAAAUGUUUAGGUGAAACUAAUGCAUUAUCACUUUUGCAACUCGAUGUCUGCAUUUCAUUUCAUCUUCCAUUCCGUUUCUGUAUGAAGAUAUAAAAACAAACUGUGUGAAUCUUUGACUGUCGUUGCUAGUUGAGUCACUGUUUCAGAGUAAAAAUGCUUUCAUUCCAUAUUUUUAUGUACUUGCGUGCAAACGUACACUUGAGCAAUAAAAUGUUUUCAUGAGAAAGUAAA
Molecule: messenger RNA, 2564 nt
Organism: Acanthochromis polyacanthus (spiny chromis)
Lineage: Eukaryota; Metazoa; Chordata; Actinopteri; Pomacentridae
Gene: aif1l
Product: allograft inflammatory factor 1-like
Exons: 6
Coding region: 139-582 (147 amino acids)
Biological process (GO): actin filament bundle assembly; ruffle assembly
Cellular component (GO): actin filament; ruffle membrane
Molecular function (GO): actin filament binding; calcium ion binding
Source: RefSeq, a predicted model, not a curated record